AUGGAAGGAAUUCCCAGUGUCCGAGGCACUGUGGAGCUGAUGAUCCUUGAUUACCUGGUCUGCGUGGCUAUCAGCAAGAUCACAGCAGCCUUACGCAUGGGACAUUCCAUCGAGCAUAUUGAGUGGUUUGUGAACAUGGUUGAACUAUUUCAACAGUUAAUCAUCAACCGGACCCUUGAAUCUCCUCUCCCCUGGGAUUUGGACCUUAAACUGCGCAUUUUCCACCUGACCAAUCUCUUUGUCCACUGGGAGCCUCCCAAAGAUCGUGCACUUGGCUUCUUCACACCCCUGUCUGAGAUCGGAAUUCAGUUCAUGGACCUCUGCCACUCUGCAAUCGGCAAUGUAUCCAAGUCACGCUGGUUUGAUCUCGGUGCCCAUCUCAUGGUCCAUGCAAUGCUGGAAGAAGACGUUCGCUUCCCAGACCAACUUCGAAGACUCUGUGCCUGGACAGUCCACGACAAUGAACUUGAUGCAUAUUGGGAGGUUAGCCGUAGUCUGGUUCUAGAGCGCAUGCCAUCUCCCCAUGGCACAGCAGGCCCAGUCAGCCGAGAAGAGCUCGAUGAGAUCUUCCCUAUGGAUUUCCUGCACCAGCAUUUUGUCGAGUUUUUUGAGGAUCUCAUGGAAGUUCUCGAAGUGCCUCUUAUUCUUCAACUGGAGCGUGGCCAGGUCGAAGAUCUGACCCGAGACGAUACACGGCGGCUCCGGGGCUCUUGUGCGUUCUGA
Penicillium paradoxum is the source of this 723-nucleotide messenger RNA. RefSeq lists its product as uncharacterized. NCBI's taxonomy places the organism in Eukaryota, Fungi, Ascomycota, Eurotiomycetes, Eurotiales, Aspergillaceae. The transcript has 2 exons. The record is from RefSeq and is a predicted model, not a curated record. The coding region runs from base 1 to 723 and encodes 240 amino acids.